CGGCCGUGGCCACUACCCAGCCUGCCCCGCGGCAAGAUGGCGGCCUGAAGGCAGUGGGCAGCGGCAGAAAUUUCAGCUGAAGACUCAGGGGCCCCAGGGACUGGAAGAAAUCACAGUGCCUACUUGGAAAGAAGAAGAGGUAGCGACUUGCCCCAGCUCAACCCCAGAGCGGCUCCGGAGCUGGGUUGCUCACAAACCAAGCUGUCUGUUUGUAUGGAGUGCCUGGAGGGCAUCUGCCAUGAGUCUGUCGCUAACCGUGCUAACCAGGAGAGCUGGCUGGUUGGGGAGAAGACACUAACCCUGGAGCUGGAGGAAGGAUGGUGGUUUGGAGAGAAUCCGGAUUCUGAAGAGGUUUCCCUUUAUCUCCAGCAGCGUGAUCUCUGACCUGGGGGGAAGCCUCGGUCACAUACACACGCUCUCCAUAUCCACAAAGCUGUGGACCAGCUGUCCAGCUGCUUCUCCCAUCAUCCUUCAGUGCACCUGGCCUUGCUCACAUCCUGGGUCUGACCCUGCCUCCACUGUUUCCAGUCAGGGACAGCAGCCUGCCAGGCCCAUGGUAUCCCUGGAGCUCUUGGCUAGAGGAAGUGGAGGGGCCUUGGGAUGCGGAGAGCCGAGGGCUGACUCCUGGACAGCGGAACAGAGAGAACUGCCGACAGACAGACGCAGGUUGAGGAGCCCUCACCUCCCAGAAUGACCAGUGCAGCCCCUGCUAAGAAACCCUACCGGAAGGCGCCACCUGAGCAUCGGGAGCUGCGGCUAGAGGCUCCUGGCUCCCGGCUGGAGCAGGAGGAGCCUCUGACUGAUGCGGAGAGGAUGAAGCUCUUGCAGCAGGAGAAUGAGGAGCUUCGCCGGCGCCUGGCCUCUGCCACCAGGCGUACUGAGGCCCUGGAGCGCGAGCUGGAGAUUGGGCAAGACUGCUUGGAGCUGGAGCUGGGCCAGAGUCGCGAGGAGCUAGACAAGUUUAAGGACAAGUUCCGCAGGCUGCAGAACAGCUACACAGCUUCCCAGAGGACCAACCAGGAGCUGGAGGACAAGCUGCACACACUGAUCAAGAAGGCUGAGAUGGACAGGAAAACUCUGGAUUGGGAGAUCGUGGAGCUGACCAACAAGUUACUGGACGCGAGGAACACCAUCAACAAGCUGGAGGAGCUCAAUGAGCGGUACCGGCUGGACUGCAACCUGGCUGUGCAGCUCCUCAAGUGCAACAAGUCCCACUUCCGUAACCACAAGUUCGCCGACCUGCCCUGUGAACUACAGGAUAUGGUUCGGAAACAUCUCCACAGUGGUCAGGAGGCUGUCAGCCCUGGGCCUGCCCCCAGCCUUGCCCCAGGGGCUGUGGUGCCCACCUCGGUCAUUGCCCGCGUGUUGGAGAAGCCAGAGUCUCUCCUGCUCAACUCGGCCCAGUCAGGCAGUGCCGGGCACCCCUUGGCUGAGGAUGUCUUUGUGCAUGUGGAUAUGAGUGGGGGGGACCCAGGUGACCUGGCCAGCCCCCCGGCCCCGGGCAGCCCCAUCCCCCAACCCAAUGGGGAGUGCCGCUCCCUGGGCACUGCCAGAGGCUCCCCAGAGGAGGAGCUGCCCCUGCCGGCCUUUGAGAAGCUGAGCCCCUACCCGACCCCGUCCCCACCCCACCCGCUGUAUCCCGGCCGCAGGGUGAUAGAGUUCUCUGAGGAUAAGGUGCGGAUUCCCCGCAACAGCCCGCUGCCCAACUGCACCUAUGCCACCCGCCAGGCCAUCUCCCUGAGUCUGGUGGAGGAGGGCGGUGAGCGGGCCCGUCCUAGCCCAGUGCCCAGCAGCCCUGCCUCGGCCCAGGCCUCCCCCCAGCACCAGCCCAGCCCUGGCCCUCCAGCCCUCAGUGCCCCGGCCAGCUCCGCCAGCUCCGAGGAGGACCUGCUGGCCAGUUGGCAGCGGGCCUUUGUGGACCGCACCCCGCCCCUGGCCACCGUGGCCCAGCGCACAGCCUUCGGACGUGACGCGCUCCCCGAGCUGCAGCGUCACUUCGCCCUCGGCCCCGCUGGUGGAGAUGAGGUUCAGGCACCUUCUUCCCCUCCUGGUGAAAGUGGGCUUUUGCUGCCAGCGGAAGCUGCCCCCAGCUUUCCCAGGGAGGAGGACGAGGAAGAGCUGAACCUGCCCAUCAGCCCUGAGGAAGAGUGCCGGAGCUUGCUGCCCAGUGACAGUGGCCCAGAGGAGGGGCCUGGCACUCCUCGCACUGAGGGCAGGCCCUGGGCACUCCCCAGCUCCAGCCGCCCCCAGCGCAGCCCCAAGAGGAUGGGGGUGCACCACCUGCACCGAAAGGACAGCCUGACACAGGCCCAGGAGCAGGGCAACCUGCUCAACUAGGGCCCAGCUUGCCCUUCCUGCCAUUGCUGCACUGGGACUGCAGGGCACCACUGCCCUUGCAGCUCACAGUCCCCACAUAGCCCAAGCCCUUGAACUCUGCUCCCUGUGUGGGUAAGGUUAGACCACACCAGGCCCUUCAGCUGCCUUGGCUGUAACUGGUAUCGGCUUGCCUCGUGGUUUUUCCCUCCUGGAAUAUUUAUUCUCCAAAAGUAACAUACAGCUGGGGCUCAGGACCCUUUUCCAAUCAGCCCAUAUUGGUCUGUUCUGGGAGCUGAGGGGUUGUUAACAUCAGUGUUCAUCCUCCAUCCUCCUUGCACAUCCACCAGGUGUGGUUUUUUUUUUUUUUUCUUCCAGAGGGGGAGGGGUCAUUGGGAUUAUUAACCUCUAAUUUUUAUUUUUUACCUGUUUCCCUCUCCCCCCAAAUCCUCUGCAGAGCUGUUGCCUUCAAGGGGCCUGGCACGGCAGGCCCUGGGGAUGUGGGAGAGGGCUGACUCAGGGCUCCCCUCAGCUGUUCCUCCCUCUGGAAGGGAGUAGAGGGUGGGAUUCAGGGGCCUCAAGCUGGGCUCUAGGUGAAACCUGGCCCUGCUCCCAGCCUUGGCUUUAGACUGUUACUCCCAGCUUUGGGAAAUUUUCACAUCGAUAACUAUUUUAAAAUUAAAACUAUUUUACUGGUA
Molecule: messenger RNA, 3011 nt
Organism: Phacochoerus africanus (Common warthog)
Lineage: Eukaryota; Metazoa; Chordata; Mammalia; Artiodactyla; Suidae
Gene: TJAP1
Product: tight junction associated protein 1
Exons: 13
Coding region: 691-2337 (548 amino acids)
Biological process (GO): Golgi organization
Cellular component (GO): trans-Golgi network
Source: RefSeq, a predicted model, not a curated record